UCGUCGGAGCUGAGACUGGAGCUUGCCAUCUAGUUAAAGGUUGUCGUCGAUGUGUUCAGCGAAAUGGAGAGGAAUGCAAACCCUCAUCUAGAUGCAGGAGGAAGUGUUUUGUGCACAGCUAUUCCCACAGAAACCGGAGAUAUCAAAACCGUCGGCGGAGUGAAAGAUGUCUGCGAGAAGAGAGACACUUUGAGUACUUGUGCAAGUGCUAGCGGUGCUAAUGCUACUACACCCUGCAUACUGACAUUAGAUGCUGCUGAGACUGUCGACUCUCACACGUCUCAAAGCAAAAGCAUACAACCGAGCGUUUUAACAGAGACACAGUCCGCUGAUGCAGCAGAUCAGCUGAGCAACGGGACGGGAUCGGCUACUGUUUCUUCUGGGAAUAAGGAGGGUGGCACCUCAAACUUAGCAAACAACCAGGUCUCCACUGUCUCCAGCAUCACUAACGUGCAAACGGACGGUUUGGAUGGAGGGAUGACCGGCGAACCAACGAAGCUGUCCAAGCCAGCCCAUUUGUGCCCGGACAGGGCGAAAUCUGGAAGCUUUAACUCAAACGAUCACACUGUUUCCGACGGUCUUCCGAGUGCCAGCGAGCCGAGCAUCGCAGGCGAGUCCCGCAGCUUUGAUUCACUCGAGUCCUUCUCCAAUCUGAACUCCUGCCCGAGUUCGGACCUGAACAGUGAAGGACUGGAGGAGAAGGGGCUGGUGCUGGCUGUACAGACCGAAUACGGGGCCGAUGGCACGAAAAUCCCCUGGCCUAAAGACCGAGGGACCGGUCAGUCGUUAUACCACAUCAAGUGGAUCAAGUGGAAGGAGGAGAACACGCCUAUCAUCACACAGAAUGAGAACGGGCCGUGCCCGCUGCUGGCCAUCAUGAAUGUUCUGCUAUUGUCAUGGAAGGUCAAGUUGCCACCAAUGAUGGAGAUCAUAACAGCAGAACAGCUGAUGGAAUAUCUGGGAGACUAUAUCCUGGAGGCCAAGCCAAAAGAGAUCUCCGAGGCUCAACGUUUGAACUAUGAACAGAACAUGAGUGAUGCCAUGGCGGUGCUGCAUAAACUGCAGACAGGUCUGGAUGUGAACGUUAAGUUCACAGGUGUGCGAGUGUUCGAAUACACACCCGAGUGCAUCGUCUUCGAUCUGCUGGAUAUCCCGCUCUACCACGGUUGGCUGGUUGACCCACAGAUUGCAGAUAUUGUAAAGGCAGUGGGGAACUGCAGUUAUAAUCAGUUGGUGGAGAAGAUAAUCAGCUGUAAGCAGUCAGACAGCAGCGAGCUGGCCGGGGAAGGUUUUGUGGCAGAGCAGUUCCUGAACAGCACAGCAACUCAGCUGACGUACCACGGCCUGUGUGAGCUCACCUCUACUGUACAGGAGGGAGAACUGUGUGUCUUCUUCAGGAACAAUCAUUUCAGCACCAUGACCAAAUUUAAGGCCCAGCUGUAUCUGCUGGUGACGGAUCAGGGUUUUCUUACUGAAGAGAAGGUGGUUUGGGAAAGUCUGCAUAAUGUUGAUGGAGAUGGGAACUUCUGCGACUCAGAGUUCCUUUUGAGGCCACCCUCUGACCCAGAAACGGUGUACCGUGGUCAGCAAGACCAGAUCGAUCAGGACUACCUGAUGGCGCUGUCUCUACAGCAGGAGCAGCAGGGAUCAGAGCUGGGCUGGGAACAGAUCCCAGAAGGCAUCAGUGAUCUGGAGCUUGCCAAGAAGCUGCAAGAGGAGGAGGAUCGCAGAGCAUCACAGUACUAUCAGGAGCAGGAGCAGGUGGCAGCAGAAGCAGCUGCACAGGGACAACAGCCCGCAGUUGGUGAUGAUCAGGUGGAUAGAGCUGCAGCAGCUGGAUCCCCAGCAGGGGGGGCGACAGCUUCUCCAAGCCCAGGAAAACAGCCCUCUACAGCGGAACGCAAACCCAAAAAGGAGGCCAAGGACAAAGACAAAUGCAUCUUGUUGUAACAACAGUGGACUAUGUGGAGUGCGAAACAGGCAGCAGAUUAAUUACAGUCUGCAAAACAUCUCUCAGUAUGAGGUGGAGAGACCAAGACAAGGAGAGAAAGCAGUGACCGACGGUGAGAACUUGCCAUUCGAAAGCCACUUGUGCCUGUCUCGAACCCUCAAGAGUUCUGAAGACACAGAAAGCAGAGAGGGGUGUCACUACAAAGACUAUCACAACAUAUUUCGUAGAGCUGGCAAAUGUUCUCAGCAGGAAAACCACUGCAGUGCACUAUAUUUGUGGGGGUUCACAAGGGAGUGUGGAUGUAUUUGUAGUAAAAACAAAGGUAAUGUAUACAUAGCACCAGGCAAAGCUUGCAUAAUAUGAAGCAUUUUUUUUUUUUUGUUGGGGUGAUUUCCGUUAUUGCUGAUGUUUAUAAGCUAUUUUAUACCGAUUUACCUGAACAUAUUCCUAUGUAGACUAGUUGUAUUGGUCAGUUAUGUUAUUUGACUGAAAGAUAUCAGAGACAUUUUUAUGAAAGGCCACUCAAAUGAGCAUGUAGCAAGCCAGCAGGUUGCUCAGCAAAGUAAUGUCUCUGGACAUGAUGUAGGCUCUGGUACUUUGCCUGGCAGUGUGAUGCCAAAUCACUGAAAUUGUGCAAACUAGGAGUGACCUCCAUUUGUUUUAGAGAGCAAGACCUCUUAAAGGUCCUGACAAAAAUGGUUUGAGUUAAAAAAAAAAAUUAAUCAGUACAAUUAAGGCAUAUGGUUAUGUCGAGUCAUCUGUAACAGGAUAAAUAUUUAUUUCAAUAUAACACUGAUAUUAAUGAGCUAACAACUGACAC
Messenger RNA from Xyrauchen texanus (razorback sucker), 2771 nucleotides. It is a transcript of the gene mindy2, whose product is annotated as MINDY lysine 48 deubiquitinase 2. The transcript has 9 exons. Lineage: Eukaryota; Metazoa; Chordata; Actinopteri; Cypriniformes; Catostomidae. Gene Ontology annotation, biological process: protein K48-linked deubiquitination. The coding region runs from base 64 to 1950 and encodes 628 amino acids. The record is from RefSeq and is a predicted model, not a curated record. Gene Ontology annotation, cellular component: cell periphery; cytosol. Gene Ontology annotation, molecular function: K48-linked deubiquitinase activity; cysteine-type deubiquitinase activity; cysteine-type carboxypeptidase activity.